Messenger RNA from Capronia epimyces CBS 606.96, 2559 nucleotides. Its product is annotated as DNA mismatch repair protein MSH4. The coding region runs from base 1 to 2559 and encodes 852 amino acids. Lineage: Eukaryota; Fungi; Ascomycota; Eurotiomycetes; Chaetothyriales; Herpotrichiellaceae. Gene Ontology annotation, molecular function: ATP binding; ATP-dependent DNA damage sensor activity; mismatched DNA binding. The transcript is spliced from 7 exons. The record is from RefSeq and is a predicted model, not a curated record. Gene Ontology annotation, biological process: reciprocal meiotic recombination; mismatch repair. Gene Ontology annotation, cellular component: nucleus.
AUGCCGUCUGCCAGCGUAGCUACUGUCUCCUCGACUCUUCCUGGAUCUCACAACUCAUUAGGAACAUCUGCAGUUCCAGCAACCAGUCGAUGGCGCCUCAGAACCAGUAGGACGUCCGCUGACUACAGCAACAAUGAGGUCAUCUGUGCCAUUAGCGAAUUGCGUGGAAUAUCUCCUACCGUCGCUCUCUCCUUCGUCAAUGUCUACACUUCCGAAGCUAUUCUCUGCCAGCUCGUGGAUACUCAAACAUAUGCUCGCACCUGCCACAAGCUCAAAGUCUAUGAGCCCUCUGAGAUUCUUUACAUGGCAAAUGCCGUCGACUCGAAGCUCAUAUCCAUUGUCUCGGAGAAUCUCGAUGUGGACAAUGGGGGACCCGUAGGCACCAAACUCGACCGCAGGUAUUGGUCUGAGAGUAGCGGCCACGAUUACGUUCAGCGCCUCGCCUUUCCUGACGAUCUGGAAUCUUUGAAAAUGGCUCUAGCAGGCAACCAUCUCGCGACAUGCUGUUUCUCUGCAGUUAUGAAUUUUGUCGACAUGGGAUUGCAGAAGACCUUUGCCACUCAGACAUUACGUAUAAAGUUCGAGACAGCAGAAGGCUCUAUGAUGAUUGAUCUCUCCACCAUCGCUUCUCUGGAAUUGGUCCAGAAUCUUGAACAUGUCAAGUCCAAGGAUUGCUUAUUCGGGCUGCUGAACGAAACCUUUACGCCAAUGGGGGCCCGAUUCCUGCGAAGCAACAUUCUGCAGCCAUCAACCGAUACUAGAAAGAUCGGUAAAAGGCAUGAAGCUGUGGACGAACUUGUCUCGAGACAUGACAUGCUGUUCGCAGUCCGUUCCGCUUUGAAGUCUUUCGUAGACACUGAUCGUGUACUGGCAGCUCUUGUAGUGAUUCAGACCAAGCUCGGAAUUCAGUUCGCCGAACAGUCGGUCAACCAGGUGCUCAUGCUCAAGACCUUUCUUUGUGACCCGACCAACUAUGCAGAAAUCGAUGGUUUGAUCAGAGACAGUCUCAACCCUGACGUGACUUACUCGACCAAACCGACAGAGUUGCGCAACCAGCGUGUUUAUGCCGUUCAGGCAGGGGUCAACGAAUUCCUCGACGUUGCCAGACAGACGUACCGGGAGAUUAGCCAAGACGUGUUUGAUAUGGUAGAAGAGGUCAAAAACACACAAGGACUCGACCUCGACUUGAAAUUCGACACGCCUCGCCAAUUCUACCUGCGCCUUCCCGCCGCUCAGCUCGAAGACAAGCCAAUUCCCGAUUUCUUGGUCAACAUCUAUCGACGGAACAAGUUCAUCGAGUGCCAGACCCUGGAGCUGAUCAAGAUGAACCAGAAGAUCAAGGAUGCCCACAACGAGGUCAUCAGCCUCAGCGACCAGGCGGUUCAGGAGCUCAUCGAGUCUGUGCGCUCGAAAAUCCAUCCUCUUUUCAAGAUCAGCGAAGCGAUUGCCAUGCUCGACAUGCUAGCAGGGUUUGCCCAUCUAGCCAUAGCCAACGACUACGUCCGAUCAGAGCUGCUCGACACCUUGGCGGUCAAGGCCGGUCGCCACCCUAUCCGCGAGAAGGCCCAGACGGACAAAUACGUGGCUAACGACAUCUACGCGACCGAGCAGAACCGCUUCCAGAUCAUCACGGGCUGCAACAUGAGCGGCAAAAGCACAUAUAUCAGGUCAAUCGCUCUAAUGGCCGUCAUGGUGCAGAUCGGCUGCUUCGUGCCUGCGACGUACGCGUCGUUCCCCAUCACGUACCAGCUGUUUGCGCGUGUUUCGACCGACGACAGCAUCGAAGCCAACGUGUCGACGUUUGCCUCGGAAAUGCGCGAGGUGGCAUUCAUUCUACGCAACAUGUCGGCGCACAGCUUGGUGCUGAUCGACGAGCUGGGCCGCGGCACCAGCACGACCGACGGGCUCGCCAUCGCCGUCGCCAUCGCCGAAGAGCUGAUCAAGUCCAAGGCCCUGGUAUGGUUCGUCACGCAUUUCCGCGACCUGCCGCGCAUCCUGGCCGAGCGCGCCGGCGUGGUCAACCUGCACCUAACCGUCGACAUCAACGCCGACGCCUCCAAGCUGAAAAUGCGCUACACGAUUGCCCAGGGGUACGAGGAGGAGAGGUUCUACGGGCUCGCGCUCGCCCGCGUCGUCGACCUCCCCGAGACAGUUGUCGACGUGGCCACCCGCGUCUCCCACGCCCUACAUGAGCGGAACGAAGCCCGGCGGCAAAACACCCGUACCCUCACGGCCGCAAGACGAACCAAGCUGCUGUUGAACUUGCGCGAGCAGCUUUCCCAGGCGCGUGAGAGCUGCCGCACCGCCAGCCCGGACGCGGGAGAAUUGCGGGCUUGGCUGGCAAGACUGCAAGUCGAGUUUUCCGUCCGGAUGGGAGCGCUCGACGCCGAGGCGGAGAUGGAGAUGGACGAGACCGACAAUGAGGGCAGGAUGGACGAGACCGACACUGAGGGCAGGAUGACCGAGGCAGUAGCAGUAGAAGAGCAUGAUGUGCAUCAUGUCGACGAGGACGAGGUUGAACAUGUUCAAGACACCCUGGUCCGUACAGGACACGAAUGA